Messenger RNA from Exaiptasia diaphana, 3405 nucleotides. Its product is annotated as serine/threonine-protein kinase Nek5. Gene Ontology annotation, biological process: protein phosphorylation. NCBI's taxonomy places the organism in Eukaryota, Metazoa, Cnidaria, Anthozoa, Actiniaria, Aiptasiidae. Gene Ontology annotation, molecular function: ATP binding; protein kinase activity. Bases 392 to 2614 code for a protein of 740 amino acids. The record is from RefSeq and is a predicted model, not a curated record. The transcript is spliced from 21 exons.
UGAAAGAAAAACAAAAAGAACAGUGACUAUAAGCAAAGAGGGUAAGAAGUACAGUUUAGAAAAAGAAAAGAAAGAUUCAAAUAUUGUCAAACAUUAUGUAAUGAAAUGACUGYCAUGUAUCUAAUGUAUCAAUCAAAUAUCGAUUGGUCAUCGAUUGUACAUGGCUUGGUUACCUAAAAAGUUUGUUUUCACGACUAGAAGGGAAUCACGCACGAUUCUCAAAACCAUGCAAAAUUUAGUUAAUAUGAUUUCUUUUGCAUAGAUCUAUAUCUCUUCACAAUGUACUACAAUUCAAUAUGAAAACAUUUUAAUUAUUACACGCUUCAUGUAUAGAAAAAGGGACUUUUAUGUCUUCAUGUAGUGGAAGUUUUCUUCUUCACCACUGACUGUCAUGGAGGACUACGAAGUUGUUCGUAUUYUAGGCGCUGGAGCUGGUGGAAAAGUUUUCCUUGCAAAAGAGACGGACUCUGGGAAAUAUGUUGCUAUUAAAGAGAUUACACUGGACCCCAAGAAAAAGACAAGGACGAAAGAAGCUGUUGAAAAGGAAGCAAAGAUUCUGGCUUCUCUAAAACAUCCACAUAUUGUGUGCAUGUUGGASUCYUUCUUUGAUCAGCAUGAAGAACAACUAUUCAUUGUGCAGGAUUAUUGUGAUGGUGGAAGCUUGUAUGAUCGUGUUUCAGCAGCAAUUAAGACUAAGUGGCACUAUUUCAGAAUACAUCGAGUAGUGAAGAUAGUGUAUUCCAAGACCGAAAUGCAUUGUUACGAAAAUCCUGGCCCCUCCCUUGUGAUUUAUCCCUUUUGUACAAUGCAUCUUAUUAAUCUGUCUGUCUCUCCAUUUGUCCCUCCAUCCGCAUUUUCAUGCAUCUGUUUAAUAAAUGUGAUUGUAAAUUCAUAUUUAAAGUGGUUUGUCCAAGUUACCAUGGCAGUACAUUACAUUCAUUUGAACAAGAUCCUCCACAGAGACCUUAAAACACAGAAUGUGUUUUUAACAAAGAAGGGUGUGGCUAAAAUAGGUGACUUUGGAAUAGCUCGUACAAUGGAAAGUACAGUUGAUAUGGCUAGAACAUGCUGUGGUACGCCAAGUUACCUCAGUCCUGAGCUUUGUCAAGAUGUACCAUACAGCUCUAAGGCUGAUGUCUGGAGUCUAGGCUGUCUGCUUCACGAGCUGUGUGCUUUGAAAUAUGCCUUUGAUGCUGAGAAUCUUAUUAGUCUUUACUAUAAGAUAGUAAAAGCAGCACCACAGAAAAUUCCUGAUAAAUACUCGGAGUCAUUACGUCAACUCGUUCUACAAAUGCURUCCAAGAAACCGGAUGACCGACCAAGUGCUGGUGUGAUCCUAAACAUGCCGUACGUCCAAGAGCAUCUGGCUUUGUUUAUAAAAGAAAAAGAAAACUUACAAGAGGCUCUUCAUGCAAGGAAACAUUUACAUCUUACCAAGUCGACAAGCGAUGACGUCAAACGGUGUGCCUCAGCUGUAGCUACCAGGCUCCAACAAGAAUUCGCUAUCAAGACACUGAAACAAAGAGCUAAGUCUGCCACACCUUCAAAGCUUGUUUCUAUAGCAACAAAUGAUUGUGAAGCGGAAGAAGACAACAAGGAAACCGGAAAUAGCGAGGAAAACCAAAAGAAAGACCAAGACGAAUGUAGUGAUUAUUCAGACGACUUUGUUGAAUCAGAAGACGAUAUUUAUAUGGACGAUUUUGAGGACGAUUCGCCUAUGAACGGCUCAUUAAAGAAACCGCUACCGACGGUCGAUAAUGACAAUGCCGAGGAGGACUAUCCUGAUGAUUUUGAGGAGGAUUCAGAUGCGGAGGAGGUUUUAGGUGACAUUCUAGCAAGCGCCAGAGCAGCCCAAGAAGUUGAAGAAGAGGAAGAAUUAGUAGAAGAUUGUGAAGAUACAGUUUCUUGUCGACAACGUUUAAAAGAACAUUUCAUAGAUGUUUUAGGCGGCGAAAAAGCCUUUGAAGACGUGUGUGGUCAAUUGGAAAAUUCAAGUGUUGAAAAAACACUGGCUGAACGCCCAGAAUUCGAGAAGGUUCAAUCGGGUUCCAAUUUAAUGGAGACAUGUUAUCUUGUUAAUGAGCUUUUUAUCGAAAAUCCAAAACCUGAAAAGGAAAACCAAAAGAAAGACCAAGACGAAUGUAGUGAUUAUUCAGACGACUUUGUUGAAUCAGAAGACGAUAUUUAUAUGGACGAUUUUGAGGACGAUUCGCCUAUGAAUGGCUCAUUAAAGAAACCUCUACCGACGGUCGAUAAUGACAAUGCCGAGGAGGACUAUCCUGAUGAUUUUGAGGAGGACUCAGAUGCGGAGGAGGUUUUAGGUGACAUUCUAGCAAGCGCCAGAGCAGCCCAAGAAGUUGAAGAAGAGGAAGAAUUAGUAGAAGAUUGUGAAGAUACAGUUUCUUGUCGACAACGUUUAAAAGAACAUUUCAUAGAUGUUUUAGGCGGCGAAAAAGCCUUUGAAGACGUGUGUGGUCAAUUGGAAAAUUCAAGUGUUGAAAAAACACUGGCUGAACGCCCAGAAUUCGAGAAGGUUCAAUCGGGUUCCAAUUUAAUGGAGACAUGUUAUCUUGUUAAUGAGCUUUUUAUCGAAAAUCCAAAACCUGAAAGUUGACAACGCUGAGAAGCAGGGAAAUGCGACAUUGAAUCAGCUAGUCACGUGACUAAAGGGACAAAUCAUGGAAUGACCAAGUGACUGAACGGGAGAGUUGCGUGACAGAACUAACUGCCACUCAAAGUAAGAGUUUAUUAACUAGCAAUCUUUGCAUUAGUCACGUGACUAACCUGACCAAUCAUGGAAUGAAUUAGCCCUGCCAAAGAAGGGAAAAGUCAUGAGUUGAAAAGUCACGUGUCUUCAAACCACAUGGUUACUGAAAGGAAGAAAUGAAAUCUAUGAACAUGCUGGUCACGUGGCUAAAAGGACCAAUCACUGCAUCUCCAUAUACUGGAUUGAAACCCCAUGAAGCGGGAUUAUUGGGAUUCAAGUAUAACAAACAUUUAGCCGUAUUUUUCAUCGAAUGCAUGUUGGAAAACUCUAAGUUUUCAAGUUUAAAUUUAUUCAGAUACGAUUCGUUCCGAGAUUCCUCUAACCAAACACUUGCUUUGCUCUCGGAACCCAUCUUCACGUAGGUAGACUAGAAUGAUUCCAUAAGUCGUGACCAGACAGACUGGUGAAAUCAGUCUAGUAGGUAAACAUGUCCGGAAUAGAUCUCCAGAUUUUUUGUCGCGCGUAGAUUGCUUUUAGAUUACCUGCAAAGAAGCAUUCGCAGAUUUAUACAUCCAGACCCGUAUUAACGGGUCCAUUGUCAGCGUUGUAAAACCAAGUGCAGUUUCACACAGUUUAGAAUAUGAUAUCUAAUGUACAUAGCGUGUGAUAUUUUUUUAAUAAAAAUGUAAUUGCACAUA